AUGGCUUUUUUCAGCCGCUUUGGCAAUAAGCAGACAGAAGUGGAUUCUGCAACAUCGUCGAGCAAUGAUGCCGUUUCGUCGCAUGAGAUUGUGUCGACUUCGGGCGACUUGAAAUUCGUGGUUGAACAGGGCGGCAAUGGUUCUCAGCCGUCGUAUCAGGAGGUCUCUGGAGCACCUGUCGAGUCAAAGUCUUCUCUUGGAUAUGCCGUCGGACCUGUGACGAUCGUCUUGAUCAACAUCAGCAAGAUGAUAGGAACGGGUGUCUAUUCAACACCGGCGACCAUAUUGAAGGGUACUGGCUCGAUCGGAACCAGUCUGAUCUUCUGGGCCUUGGGUCUCCUUACGUCAGGCACCUCCCUCGCAGUAUACCUCGAAUACGCAUCGUUUUUCCCGAACCGAUCCGGAUCAGAAGUUGUAUACUUGGAGCAAGCUUUCCCUCGACCAAAAUACUUCUUCCCCAUUGCCUUUGCCGUCCAGACAGUGAUUCUGUCGUUCAGUAGUGGCAAUGCGAUCGUCAUGGCUCAGUACCUGUUUAAGAUAGGAGAUCACACACCUUCUGCAUGGGAACAGAAGGGUGUUGCUAUCGCUUGCUAUACCUUGGUCACCUUGUUGUUGAUCUUCCACACCAAGACCUCGUAUCGCAUAUCGAACGCUAUUGGAAUCAUCAAAGUUUUGACACUGAUCUUCAUUGCUGUUACCGGCCUUGUUGUUCUAGGUGGACACACAAGAGUCCAAGAUCCAACGGCCAACUUCCGAAACGCUUUUGAGGGCAAGGCGAGUGGUUAUGGUCUGACAAACAGCCUGGUGAAGAUCAUCUUCUCGUAUGCGGGAUAUGAGAACGCAUUCAACAUCGUCAAUGAGAUCCAGAACCCUGUCAAGACCAUUAAAAGGAACGCAUCGUACUCUCUGAUCGUCGUCACCAUACUCUACCUCCUCGCAAACAUUGCCUAUUUCGCUGCUGUGCCCAAGCUAGAAAUCAUGGAAUCUGGAACGACUGUCGCAAGUCUGUUCUUCACCCAUGUUUUUGGCCACGCCAAAGGUGUCAAAGCCUUCAACCUGCUCAUCGCGUUGAGUGCAUUCGGUAAUCUCAUUGCGGUGCAAAUUGGCCAAUCCAGAUUGAUAAGAGAAUGCGGAAGACAAGGAGUUCUACCAUGGCCACGAUUCUGGGCCUCGACGAGACCAUUCGGUACACCAAUCGGGCCCUAUGCCGUCAAAUGGGCAGUCACCAUAAUUAUGAUUCUGGCACCACCUGCGGGUGAUGCUUUCGCCUUCAUAACAGACCUGCAGAUCUACCCAGCCUCUGCAUUUGCAUUCGCAAUGGCGAUAGGAUUGUACAUUGUGCGUUAUCGUCGCAAGAAGUUGGGUGUUCCGAGAAGCGAGUUUCGCGCGUGGGAUGCUGCUGUCAUCUUCACGAUCCUGCAGAACCUCUACUUGCUCAUUAUGCCUUGGUACCCACCAGAUGGAGGCGCCACAGGCGGAGAUGUCAGCUUCUGGUAUGCGAGCUACUGUGUCGCUGGUAUUGGAAUUCUUCUGCUCUGUGGUGUUUAUUACUACUCAUGGUUGUACGUGCUGCCAAAACUGGGCAAGUAUCAAGUCAAGCAAGAAGUGAUUGUCCUCGAAGAUGGAUCGAGCACCAAUUCGCUUGUCAGAGUGCCAUUGGGUGAAUUGGAAAAGUGGAGCCAAGAUCAUGAUGCGGCAGGCAGAGUGGUUGUGACGGGAAUCCGGGUCGAAGCAAAGAACGAGGGUCGCUCUGAACAAGUAUAA
Messenger RNA from Aureobasidium subglaciale EXF-2481, 1764 nucleotides. RefSeq lists its product as uncharacterized. Bases 1 to 1764 code for a protein of 587 amino acids. Gene Ontology annotation, cellular component: membrane. Gene Ontology annotation, molecular function: L-amino acid transmembrane transporter activity. The record is from RefSeq and is a predicted model, not a curated record. The transcript has 9 exons. NCBI's taxonomy places the organism in Eukaryota, Fungi, Ascomycota, Dothideomycetes, Dothideales, Saccotheciaceae. Gene Ontology annotation, biological process: amino acid transmembrane transport.